GAGGCUUUCAUAAACUGGAUAAUAUGGCUGCUGCAGGAAGUUGGUGUUUACACUUUAUUCUAGGACUUUUCUGUUUCUUUCUUCAUAUUAACCCCUCUCUGACUUUUUCACUAAAAAACUGUGUAAUACUUUAUCAGGCAAACCCCUCCUCUGGUGUUUCUGUGGACUGCACUAACGGAAAACUUGAGACUCUUCCUGAAAAAAUCCCAAAAGACGCUGUUUCAAUAGAAUUCCGAGGUAAUCUGCUUCAGAAAAUUAAAGAGGAAUUCCAUUACAUGUAUAGGUUGAAAUACCUGGGUCUGCAGAAUAAUGUCAUUAGUUACGUGGAUGAUGGAUCUUUUAUUGAUUUGGUUUCUUUGAAAACGCUUAUCAUGAGACAUAAUGAGCUCUUCUCCCUGACAAGAAACAUGUUUCAGGGCUUGUCUAAUAUCAUGAUUCUUGAUCUAAGUUAUAAUGGUAUUGGAUUUAUCCACAACUCAACUUUCCAGUUCCUUACAAGCUUAAAAUAUUUGGAUUUAGAUCACAAUAUGCUCAAAAACAUUGCUUACAUUCGGCCCCUGAUUCAACUACCACAAAUACAGACCCUCAGUCUUAGAUGUAAUGACCUGUCUUCCUUUGAAACCAAAAUGUUGCUGCUAAAUGAAACCUCCAAUUUAGAACAGCUUAUUAUUUCUGGUCAGUACCUGAAAAAGUUCAGCAUCACAACACCAAUCUUUCCUUACCUUCAGAUGAUAGAUCUAUCACAUUGUGGGAUUGGAUUGAAUGAGCUAAAAUGGGAAAUAUCUGACAAAAUGUUACUGGAGAAUGUAACACAACUUUUUGUUGAGGAGGGUGUGCUUUCCUUCAAAGACAUGCUAAAAGUCCUAAAAAAUCUGAUCUCAUUGAGACAUCUGAGAAUUAAUAUGGUAUUUGAAUGGAUAAGGGAAGGAUUGUUCCCCUCUGGCUGCAAACUGAAAUCACUGAGGAGGCUCGAUUUGUUCCAGAACAGUCUGGAAGACCUGACUUUAAAACUUGGGCCAUGCUCUCAGCUUACAGAGCUUUACCUGCAGGAAACUAAAUUAAAGGAACUGCCAGAAGGCACUAUACAUUCUUUGAAAAUGCUGAUGGUCUUAAAAUUAAGCAGCAUUAACCUCAACAGGGUUUCAUAUGACAUUAGGAGCCUGACAUUCCUUAGAAUCUUGCACUUGGAUAACAAUUACAUCUCAAAGUUGAACUGUGAGGAUUUUGAGAACACAACACGUCUUACAGAGCUUAAUCUGAACACAAACCAAAUUGCAAAUCUGGAUAAAUGUGUCUUUGAGCAUCUUGCUGAACUAAAACAUUUAGAUCUGAGUUAUAAUGAACUGCGGUCAUUUGGAGAUACAUUUAAAGUUUCCCUGCAUAAGCUUGAGUUUUUGGACAUUAGUGAAAAUGACAUAAAUGCACUAGAGGAAAAUUCUUUUGAAGGUUUACGGUCCUUAAGACAUUUAAAGAUGGCAUCUGAUAAUGUACUAUUAAUGCAAAAUAACACAUUUCCUGAAAUGAGAAACCUGGAGGACCUAAAUGUAUCAUUUCCAUUGGGGCACAAACCUGACCUCCAAGGACUGCAGCACUUGGAAAACCUUACUGCUUACUUUGGAAAAGGGUUUACUUUUAGAGAUGCUUAUCCAAAUAAAAAUGGCAAUAUAAAGAAUCUAACAUUGUUAAAACGUCUUACAGUGACUAGCAGCCAAUAUUACAGCACUUACCUCAAAGAAGCUAUGAAAAUGCUACACACAAUGACUUAUUUGGAAAUAUUCAAGGCUGUUAAUGUCUAUCAGCAAGCUCCAGAUGUUGAUACAUUUCAAUUCAACCCCCAGCUCAAAAGUCUGACAUUAUCAAACACCGAUAUGUCUGAUUUGAAACCUGAGCUUCUUCGACCAAUCCAAAAACUGCAGAGCUUAGAUCUUUCUUACUCGAAGCUGAAGUCUCUAAAUUUUCUGGCGCAUGCUAAUCUUUCUGCACUCAGAUAUCUGAAACUGACCGACAAUGAGAUUCUUACAAUCAAUGAGACUUUCUUCACUUCUCUAACCUCUCUAACAUACUUGGACUUGAGCAAUAACCAGUUCACCUGUGACUGCUCAAAUGCACUUUUUAUUAUAUGGGUAAAGGACAACAAGCAAACACAGGUAGUAAAUGCUCAUCAGUAUGAAUGCUCCUUUCCUCCAAAUAAACAAGGCACAUUGUUGCUAGAUUUUCAGGUUCAAUCGUGCUGGGAGGAACCCGGCUUUUUCUGCUUCAUCUUCAGCACUUGUCUCGUUGUUCUAACUCUCCUUGCAUCCUUGCUCUACCGCUUCCUGAGGCAGCGACUGAUCUACACAUUUCAACGCUUCCUGGCCUUCCUCUACGACACCAGGAAGAGAACGAAUAGAGACUCUUAUCAAUACGAUGCCUUUGUGUCUUACAAUGCUCACAAUGAGGAAUGGGUUUACAAAGAGAUGCUUCCGGUGUUGGAGGGAGAGCAGGGCUGGAAACUUUGCCUACAUCACAGAGACUUCCAACCAGGUAAACCUAUCAUAGAAAACAUCACAGAUGCAAUCUAUGGCAGCAGGAAGACCAUCUGUGUGAUCAGCCGCCACUACCUCAAGAGUGAAUGGUGCUCAAGUGAGAUUCAAAUGGCAAGUUUUCGACUGUUUGAUGAGCAGAAGAAUGUGCUGAUCCUGCUGUUUUUGGAGGACAUCCCUUCUAAUCAUCUGUCUCUGUAUUAUGGUGUGAGACAGCUGGUAAAGAAAUGCACCUACCUAAGCUGGCCUAAGACUGUGCAGCACCCAGGAGUCUUCUGGCAGAACGUCAUGAGAGCGCUGCAAGCAGGGGACAGGGUUACCUAGGGCUCAGAUUUGCUGCGUAGACCGACGAUUUGCUAAGAACAGCAGCAAACCUGAAAGGUUAUUAAAAGCCAAUCGUAAUAGUUUGCAGCAAAAAAAAAAAA
Cyprinodon tularosa is the source of this 2947-nucleotide messenger RNA. Its product is annotated as toll-like receptor 13. Gene Ontology annotation, cellular component: membrane. Lineage: Eukaryota; Metazoa; Chordata; Actinopteri; Cyprinodontiformes; Cyprinodontidae. The transcript has 3 exons. The coding region runs from base 24 to 2846 and encodes 940 amino acids. Gene Ontology annotation, molecular function: transmembrane signaling receptor activity; protein binding. Gene Ontology annotation, biological process: toll-like receptor signaling pathway; immune response. The record is from RefSeq and is a predicted model, not a curated record.